This is a messenger RNA of Ctenopharyngodon idella (grass carp), 5377 nucleotides long. It is a transcript of the gene abhd2a, whose product is annotated as abhydrolase domain containing 2, acylglycerol lipase a. Gene Ontology annotation, cellular component: sperm flagellum; sperm plasma membrane. Lineage: Eukaryota; Metazoa; Chordata; Actinopteri; Cypriniformes; Xenocyprididae. The coding region runs from base 297 to 1598 and encodes 433 amino acids. The record is from RefSeq and is a predicted model, not a curated record. Gene Ontology annotation, biological process: steroid hormone receptor signaling pathway; medium-chain fatty acid catabolic process; medium-chain fatty acid biosynthetic process. Gene Ontology annotation, molecular function: acetylesterase activity; monoacylglycerol lipase activity. The transcript has 11 exons.
CUAAAGCAGGAAGUGCGUUGCGUUUCUCUCUGUCUAUAGAUGAGGCGAGAAGGAAGAAAAUGCUAGAAAGGGGAAUGCGGAUAAUGAAACGCUAAAUAAACACACCGUGUCCUGACGAGAGAGCACCAAUCUACAUUUGACCAACACAAGGAAAGGGAACUGUUUGUGAUCGAUUGGGGAACGAGAACUGACCAGAUCACUGUGACCUAAAAUCCACGCCCAUAAUAUCCUCACUCUUCAUCAGAGAUUAAUACGAGAUCACAUUCAAGUAACCCAUCUAACCUACAAACGCAAACAUGAACACUCACGAUUCGGAGGUAUACACUGUGGCACCGGAGAUGCCCGCGAUGUUUGACGGCAUGAAGUUGGCGGCGGUGGCCACAGUUCUGUACGUCAUCGUCCGGUGCCUAAACUUGAAAAGUCCCACAGCUCCACCAGACCUCACUUACCAGGAUACAACACUCAACCACUUCCUGCUCAAGUCUUGUCCUAUCCUGACCAAAGAGUACAUUCCUCCUCUGCUAUGGGGUAAAAGCGGUCAUCUGCAGACGGCCCUCUAUGGAAAGUUGGGUCGGGUCAGUUCGCCACACCCUUUCGGCCUGCGCAAAUAUCUGCCCAUGCAGGACGGGGCCACGGCAACUUUUGACCUCUUUGAACCCCUGGCGGAUCAUCAGUCCGGAGAGGACGUCACCAUGGUCAUUUGUCCUGGCAUUGGGAACCACAGUGAGAAGCACUAUAUCCGCACUUUUGUGGAUCAUUCGCAGAAACAGGGCUACCGCUGUGCUGUGCUCAAUCACCUCGGGGCCUUGCCGAACAUUGAGCUCACCUCCCCUCGCAUGUUCACCUACGGUUGUACGUGGGAGUUUGCAGCAAUGGUGGGCUUCAUCAAAAAAACAUAUCCCCAAACCAAACUUAUUGUGGUGGGCUUCAGUCUGGGGGGAAAUAUCGUCUGCAAGUUCCUGGGAGAGAACCGCACCAACCAGGAGCGGGUCCUGUGCUGUGUCAGCGUGUGCCAGGGCUACAGUGCACUAAGGGCUCAGGAGACGUUUCUGCAAUGGGACCAGUGCCGCCGUUUCUAUAACUUCUUGAUGGCCGACAACAUGAAGAAGAUCAUUUUGUCCCACAGGAGCGUCUUAUUCGGCGUGGGCUCCACUAAAAUGGUGGAUGCAGAUCUCAGCCGGCUCUAUACCGCCACAUCCCUCAUGCAGAUCGAUGACAACAUCAUGAGAAAAUUCCAUGGACACAACUCUCUAAAGGAGUACUACGAGAAGGAGAGCUGUGUUCAUUACAUUCAUAAUAUAAAUGUGCCUCUGCUGCUGGUGAACUCUGCUGAUGAUCCGCUGGUGCACAACACGCUGCUCACCAUUCCUCGCACACUCGCAGAAAAGAAAGAAAACGUGAUCUUCGCACUGACGCUGCACGGGGGACACCUGGGUUUCUUCGAGGGUGCCGUGCUGUUCCCUCAGCCCCUCACCUGGAUGGACAAGGUCAUUGUCGGCUACGCCAAUGCCAUGUGCCAGUGGGAGAAACAGAAACCACCAUGCCAAAGUCAAGGCGCCCAUUCCACCGAAACCAAAUGCCAAGACAGUAAAUCCUAACCGACCCCGUCUCCGUUUCACCUCCACUGAGACAUUUUCACCACGCACAUGAGGGAUCGGACCACCAUUUUCAAGCGUUCACUGUCAGUGGGGAAUAUGUGUUUCUCUUUUUAUAUCACGACAUGAAUCGUAACGACUUUUCAACGGAGAAAACGGAAAAGCCACUCGAUUACCAAAAACAAUCAAAUAACCUGUGUAGCGAGGGCACCCUUUUAUAUUUACUGUAGUUUGUAGUUAUUUACAUGCAAGCAGUAUCUCUUGCCCUCUAAUUAGGACACUGAAAACUGAUUAGUUUAUCACUGCUAAAUAGGAUCUAACAGAGCCGAGUGAAUCUCACAAAAACAUCCGAAAUCAACGUCAAAAAGGGGGGGAAGUGUAAUAUUUUUGGAUAAUAUUAAUAGUCUUUAUUUUGCAUAAAUAAAAUGAAGCCUGUUUUUUGACAAUUAAAAAGUUUAGCACAUUUUUUUGGGGGGCUAAAUGAGCUAAAAUAUUUCUUCCAUUCUUUUGAUUUUGGAUAGAAAUACAACCUUCACAUGUUCUCGACCUCUUUUGUGAGAUUCACUCAGCCAGUCAUCUUAUUAAACAGACCCGGCGAACUUCGUCACACGUGAGUUUAUGGGAAGUGAGUGUUAUGCAGGCACUGUGUGCUUACGGAUACGACCGGCACGCCAUUUGACUGCAUAUUAGCAUUUGAUAAUAAGCGGCUAUCUUCGGUUUUUGGCCUGGUAACUGUUUUAGCACAGGCUAGCAUUCACAUCGCUCAUAUUUUAAAGCUAACUAGACCUUCUUAAAUAUACCAGAGUAUGAUGAGAAACGUCAUUAAGCGUGAAUCUAUGUACCAGGCCUUGUCGGUUGAAUCCAAGUCACAUUCCUAGUUUUUGUUUUGCACUUUUAUAUAUAAUGUUUGCCAUAGGAUCCGUUUUGUUGUCACUAAGAGUCUAAUAAAGACUAGGCGACCAUAUUAAAACUAGAAAUUAACAAUGAAAACAAGAGGGAGAGAGAAGACCUUGAAUAAUUGACUCGAUGAUUCCUCCUGAUCACAAGCCCACUACGAUCCCACAAGCACUAUGAGCCGGUUUAGAUGUCGAAUCCCGUUGCGUUCAAGCCCUGCUGGAGAUCAGCAGACACUGUUGCUGCAGUAUUGACUCGUGUUUGUGGAGAUCCAUUGAAGUUGGUAGAAAUAGAUUGUGUAUCGUGUUGAUUUGGGACCCAGUGGGAGACAACAGUGCAUUUCUCGCUGCAAGUCUGUGAAAACUGGUUACUUAAAGGGAUUUGUGCUAUUGUAUUGUUUCAGUUUAUUUUUUCUUUCUUUAUCAUUUCACUGUUUUGUGCAAUUACUUGAUACAUUUAUGUUUCUUUACUCUUGGAAUCAAGACUGUCUCAAAUGGAGCUGAACUUUUUUUAUAUGUUAACCAUUUGAAUAAUCAAAUGCAGAGGGGAAAAUAUAUGUUUAAAUUUGAAGGGAACAUUCAAAGUGUCAUUUCCAAAGGCCUGUGCAGAUUCUCCAGACAUGAACACAGUGCUUUAGUGAUUUUCAGCGAAGCCAUCAUGUACAGGUGAAUUUCACAAAAUGUCCAGGUCAUAUUUCACCCCAACAAAAAAUUGCAUUUUGCUUUAUUAUACAUAUUUGUAGGACUACACACACACACACACACACACACACACACACAUAUAUAUAUAUAUAUAUAUAUAUAUAUAUAUAUAUAUAUAUAUAUAUAUAUAUAUAUAUAUAUAUAUAUAUAUAUAUAUGUGUGUGUGUGUAAAAUUUAUUUCGACAUUAUUUUCAUGCCAAUUCAAGCAAAUGUCUCAGGCAACCACCAGCUUUGUUAUUUUAGCAAUGUUUUAAUGACAAAAAAUCUGAAGAAAAUUGUUUCUUUAAGCAAAAAUCAGAAUUUAAUGUGAACUCCUGUCACAUGUCUCCUGGACUUCUAUUUUCUCAAAGAAGAAACUGAGAAAUUUCUCAUCAAAUUUUGAAAGUUUUGGCCUUCCAGUCCUUGUCCAUCCCAUUUAGGUUUGAGAGAGCCGGUUCCUGCUAUUGCUCAAGUGUAAGGGGAUGUCACUAAAUACUUGCCACUUUAGCCUAUAAAAGCUGUUUUUUCAGAUUUGUAAUACUGCAUACAAAUUCACUGUAUUUUCUGAUUAUAUUCUAAUAAAGAGACUGAGAAAUAAUUAUAUAUAGUCAAUAUACCAUUGCUAAAACGACAUCUAAUGGUGGCCUAAGACUUUUGCACAGGGAGAAAUUUUCAUAUUUUUUUUUUUUCUUGGGUUGAAAUAUUACUUGGCCAUUUCUUGACAGAUUUUGUGAGAUGACAUAAUCUUUAUUGAUUAUCAUCAUGCUGCAGCUGUGAAAGAAAAUGAGGAAUCUUGUACACAAAACUAUUUACGUUUCCAAGGGAGAAAAUGGAAAAGCCAUUCGAUGACCAAAAAAACAACAAAACAAAAAACAAUCAAAUAACAUGUGUAGUGUUUAGUAUAUUGCUUAAUUGACAGUUGAGUAAAGAUUUGUCACUGAUUGCCGGAAACAAUCAGUCAUAUAUUGUGAAAAAUGUGCUUUUCUUAACAAACGUAAUUGCCUUCAUUAUUAUUAGUGUUUAGUUGUUGAUAGUGAUGCAUCUUCGUAAAGGAGAAAGUGUUAACAGCACUUUGUGUUGUGUCAAAAGACAGGACUGUUUUUACCAGUUAGCAGUUGAAAGACGCCCCCUGUGGGUUAUCAGGUGUAGAAGCACUGAUUCACACUCUACAGCUCUCAACUGAUCCAGUUUAUAAAAACCCAUCCAGAUAUUUAGUAUUAAUUGGUUUAGAGAGAGCGUUUACCUCCCCUCUGUUAGGUCUUGUUGUGUGAAGUUGUCUUAUUUCUUAAACUUGUGGAAAACAGCAAAAUCGUGUUGUAAGACUGAAAAGCUCCCGACUGGGUGUCAGUGUUCGGCUGUUUCCGGUGAUCGGAUCUGUUUGGCCUUUUACACCAGCACAAAUUCAAUCUCUGCUGUAACUCGAUCCAGUUUGCCUUUCAGAAUGUCUCCCACUUACUUUUUGCACAGAAAACAUGUGCUUAUGUUGUACAUCCUGAGCAAAUGUUACCCAAAUUUGUUUGAUUUGUAUUUUACAUUAAUUUCAAUAUUGUUAUUUUUAUGUACAAAAGUAUGAUUGUUAAUGUUAAUGUUUGUGUCAUAUCACCACGUCUGCUUAUGAAAACUACCAACAAACUUGCAUUGGCAGGUAAAAAUAUAAAUGUUUUUAGUUGAAAUAUAGUGAUUUGUUUAUGGAAACCAGGAAACAUUAAUUUGUUUGACGAUCAGCAAUAACGCUCUGAAUUAUUUUCUCUUUUUCUCCACGCCAAACCGAGAUAAUUAGCUUAUUGUGUCAAAUGGAGUUUAGAGAAAAUGUAUUCAUGCUGCAGUCACAAAUGGGAAUUAUAAAAGGAAAGUGAAAGGCCAUAUAUAUAUAAUAAAAAAAAAACUAUUUGCUAUUUGCAGAAUAUAGAGUAGAGUAUUAAAGCUUUCAGAUUGACACUGCCCACUGUAAUCUCACUUGUAAGGGAUUAUUUCACUGAAGAUCACUAAAUUUUCCUACUAUUUUGACCCACAUUCUCAUUACAGUUUGUGUUUGAUGGCUGAUUUUUGAACGUGUCAUUUUUCACGACUUCAAAACCCCAUGCAGCAUAAUAUCUCAAUCACUGGUGUGGUUUUGAUUUGAAAAAACAAUGGUGUGUGAUUGAAUAAUUUAUUAUUACAAGAAUGGUUAUUGUGUUCCAGAAAUAAAUUAUUUUCUUGUUUAAAAAA